Mesorhabditis spiculigera is the source of this 2088-nucleotide messenger RNA. The record is from the annotation of a GenBank genome assembly. Lineage: Eukaryota; Metazoa; Nematoda; Chromadorea; Rhabditida; Rhabditidae.
AUGCUAGCAUCGGGAAAAUGCGAAGGAAAGGCAUGGAGCACGAAUCCAUACGUGACAAUCGGAAUUGCAUUAACCAACCAGUACUUUGUGCAAUGUGACGCCGGCUUCAUAGUACCUUCAAUUGUCAUCGAAGCACAUGAUAAACAUGGCGAUGGGCCGGAUGCACCCGCCGCCACAUAUGAGGACUGUGUCAUUCUGGAUAUCUCGGAUCCGGGAGGAGUCGUCCCCUACUUCACAGCCCGACGAGCACUGUCCGGCCCGUACGCCAUCUUCAUGGAUCAAGCCGAGAAUUUGAUGCUUGGCGCCAUCCUGCCGUUCUUGUGGCAAGGUGAGGAAAACGGUCGUGUUCGCCGCCAAGAUGACAUCCCGGAGAAGAUUCAAUACCCUCGAUGCAUCAAUGUGGCCGGACUGACGAAAGAGGAUCUGCAGAGGGUCAAGGACGACCAGUUUCUGAACUGCGACACGAACAUCUUUGUCCAGUUCCGAAACGGCAACACCAGCGGACUGGCCAUCGAUCCGCCGCCAUGCGAGGGAGCCAAUGACACUAAAAUCUGCACGCAUCGCCACGGAGCCCCAACCGAAACGACCCCCAUCCCACCGGCCACAGAAGCUGCUGCCCUAUCGACUGAGACGCUGAUCGGAAUUGGGGCUGGUGUCGGUGGCCUGGUCCUACUGCUGGCCUGUGGUGCAUUGCUGACGUGGAAGCUCAAAAAGAAGAAAACGGAGACGGUGGAGGAUCCGGAAAAGACGGAUAUCUUCAACGCUGAUGUCAGCCUCGCCAUCAAGGUCGGCCUUACCGAAAAGCCAGUUCGCCGGGGUCACUCGGUCAGUUGCUCCAAGAUCUGUGACGGGCAUCUGUCCGCGGACAUCAUAGCACCGCGCGUGCGCAACCCCAGGCCCGGCACCUAUGAACUGACGGACAAGGGCCAUGCCCUGCGUAUCGACAUCGAGAAACUGAGAGCAUGGAAAUCGGCACACCCAAAGAAGCCCGACCGCCGACCGUACACCUGGGACGUUGGCAUGGAACCCGGCGGCACGAGGGGCGCAUUGCAUAUCCUCGAAAAGUUGAACAGUGAACAAUAUCUCUCGGAAGACAAUGAAGGGCCGAUCUACACGCCGGACGCCCAUCACCUGCGGGCCCUUGUCGAUGACCUGGCCGUGUCGAUGCUAGAGGCUAAAGCGGUCAUCAAGACGGAUCUACAGACACUCGUCGUUGGGGACAUCUAUGGAAAUUUCAACGACCUUUGGCGCAUCUUCCAUUACUGGCUAUCGCGGAUGAGCGAAAAAGGCCCCGAAAUCAACCUCCUCUUCCUGGGUGGCAUAAUCAAUCGUGGACCCCGUCAAAUUGAAUGCUUGGCCUUGAUCCUCAGCUUCCGGACGCUUUUCCCCAGCAGGGUUUUCAUCCUUCGGGGUAAUCACGAAGACCCGGCGAUGUGCUCCAAAUUCAAGGCCGAGCUCAAGAACCGUCACUACAAUUCGGAUCUGAUCGAACUGAUCCUCAAGCAGGUCUUCUCAAAUAUGCCGGUCGCGGCGCUGAUUGACGGACGUGUUCUGUGUAUGCACGGCAUGCCAUCAAUCGAGAUGACCAAAAAAGAUCUGACCUCGGGAUGGAUGUUGCAUGACGCUGGCUAUACGACGAUGAACAAAUGCAUUGCCUGGAACGAGCCAUCCGAGGAGGUCGAAUUUUACGAGGCCAACUUCCGUCGCGACUGUGGCCAUCGCCUGGGCAAAAGGGCUAUCAAGGAAGCGAUGGAGAGGCUCGGCGUUCAAUUCAUCAUCCGCGGCCUGCUGCCAAUGACGAACGGCCUGCAACGAUUCUCUGACAUGCCCCUGGUGACCGUCUUCUCGUCAUCCGACUUCAACGGCAAGGGCAACAUGGGCGCCCUGCUGAUCGUCGACCCGGAGACCCUCGGCAUCACCCCAGUCUUCCUGCCCAGCAUUAAGGACAAUAUUAAGACCCAAAAGGAAUUCGACCAGAAAUUGGCCGAAGGAUGGAAAAUCGACAAUUACAAGGUGGAACGCCCGGAGUACACCGUUGAUGUGAACGGGCCGGCGCAGAAGAAAAAGAGACAUAGCGCCAGCAAGGAA